GGAGUUCUAAACACAAGAGACCCAAGCCCACAGACUAAACUAGCUCUAAAAGUGUUCCAGACGGACAUCUAUGAGGAAGUUCCAUUUGACUAGACUGUUAUUUAGCUGUCUGUGCAUAUAGGCUUAACAAAAAACAUUUUUUUUUAAUGAGGAAGGGAAGUUUAGUUGAGGCUCUUGUGUUUAGGACUCUACUUUGAACAAGCCCUCUGAUGGCGCUGGUGUGGGCUCUUGCUGGUAUAUGGGUCCUAAGCCCUGUGUUUGGAUCCCUGACAGUCAACGGGACCAGACCCAACAUAGUUCUGCUGUUGAUGGACGAUGUGAGAGCAAUUACCAGUGAAAUGCUUUUUAUUUGGUACCUUUGAUAGCAGUUGUGUGACUGGCCCACAAAGCUUACACUCUAAUUGUAAUGCUAAAUACAGAUUGUGUUUGUUUUUAAUGCUACUUUAUUUAUAAAAUAUUAAACCAGGAAUAUUAUUUUGAGAUUUGUUUCCUCCUCAAGUAGGUCUAGGGGAGCACAUAAGAAAAUUUAUUUUAAAUUGUCUUUAAAAUGAAAAUUCAGUUUACCCCUUUCCAGCAUUCUGAUAUAUUUAAGUGUAUAUUGAUAUAUUGAUCGCCUAUAUAGUUAUGUGUAUGUUUAUUCUUUAAUAUGCAAUAAGAUUUGAAGAAAAAAACAAAAUGAAUAAUAUGUAGAUGUGUGUAUUCUUAAAAUGAUGCAUUCAACAUAUGUUGCAAAUUAAAUAUAUAGUAGUUCAACUAUAAUAAUUAUUGGGAUGGUGUUAUAUACUUUGAUAUAUAAUUUUUCUACCAUAUUUUUACAUUGUGGUAUAAAACAUGUUAAACCUUAUCUUUAAAGCUGGAGUCUGGCUGAAGAUUCUGGAAAAUGUAGUCUAAUACAGCCUUAGUAUCAAGCAUUCAUAUGCUACUUUGCCCUGUAUGUGUGUUUUUUCUUGUACAGAUGGGGUGGGGAGACCUGGGUGUGUUUGGCCAACCCUCCAAAGAGACUCCUAACUUGGACAAGAUGGCUUCUGAGGGCAUCCUGUUUCCAGAUUUUUACACUGCUAAUCCCCUGUGCUCGCCAUGUGAGUGUGACUAUCAUGAGUUCAAGACUAGUUCUAGAGAGUUAUCAUGUAAUAAAAGUUACUCCAUCCCAAAAAAGUGUUUUUACCCCCCAGCCAAACAAUACAUUUUUUUAAAGAAAAUACCUAAAAUCUCUGUUUCAGCACCAUGGUCAAGUUCUCCCCUCACCUUGAUAAUCCACAGUUGAUGUUUCUCCCCUCUCUGGAGGAGAGGACUGGGACAGAACACACAUGUGCCAUAGGUUCACCGUUGCUAGCAUAAUGCAUUAAAUGUUCUACUACUCCUAUGUUUCCUACCUGUCCUACAGAAAUAGAUUAGGUAGCUGGAAUGUUCAGGUAGUGUUGAUAAUACCUUGAUCUAAGUAAACAUGCGUUCCACUGCUGUCACAUAGGGGGAGAUUUAUCAAAGUGUCAUAUUCUGAAAACUGUUCAAAGUUCCGAAAGUGGGACACAGAAGGUACAUUCUGACUGAUGAUUUCUAAAAAUACAACACUUAAAUCUCGUUUGCGGUGGCAAGAAAGUGGCAUGUCAACCUGGCAUGGAUUCUGUUGGGUUGCCAGCAAGCCAGUCAUCCAGACAAGGAUGCUUAAUACAGACUGUUCUCUCAAAAACUGGACACAAGUGUUAAAUUAGAAGGGCAAAGGUUUAAAAAUAUCAGGAAGUAUUACUUUACUGAAAGGAUAGUGGAUAGUCCAGCUGAAGUGGUAGAGGUUAACACCGUAAAGGAGUUUAAGCAUGCGUGGGAUAGGCAUAAGGCAAUCCUAACUUUAAGAUAAGGCCAGGGACUAAUGAAAAUUGGGCAGACUAGAUGGGCCAAAUGGUUCUUAUCUGCCUUCACAUUCUAUGUUUCUACAUGGGAUUCCAGGACAGAUAGGAACAGUGUCUCAGUCUAGACUGACACCAGAUCUGGGACACUUGGUAGGUAUGUUUCAAAUGAAUUUAAAUAGACGUGACCGCAACAUACUUAUUUGAAGACUUGUCAAGUCUGGAAAAACAGAAUCCAGGGUUCAUACCAGCAUAGUACACUGGUCCUUGAUGGUAUCAAGAAGAUCAGUAGCCUGUAAUUUUCAGUGUUUUAGAAGAAUUGGACUCUUGUUUAUUUUACUGGAUUUAAAACUGGUUCAGUUCAGUGCUUUAUAUAUCUUUGUAUAGAAGCUAAUGCAAGUGUGUGUGUGUGUGUGUGUGUGUAUAUAUAAUUUUAUUUUUAUUUAUUUUUUGUCGUUGUAGCAAGAGCAGCUUUGCUUACUGGUCGUCUCCCCAUACGAAAUGGCUUCUACACCACCAAUGCUCACGCCAGAAACGGUAAGAGGUUUAAUGUCAUCACUGGAUUAUUUUAUCAAUAACUAGCUGAAAUAGAAAUAUAAUAUCUCCCAGCAUACCCACAAUUGUAAAUGAUCAUUGAUACAAAGACUAAAAUAAUCUCCCUCCCCCCUCCCCCCCCAAAAAAGUAGUUUGUACCUAAAUCUAGCUAAAGGCAAACUAGAUUAUAUUUUUGGGAUCACUUUUUCUACUAAAGCUUUCUUAAAUAUCUUUGUGCAUGAAUCUGUUAUCACUGUAGCUCAGCCAUUUUCUUAAAAUAGAGAAAAUAUAUGACAAACUUACCAUAAAUUUUCUUUUCCUGGCUAUUUCUCAUGGCAGCAUCACUUAUGGGUAGCCCCUUCCUUAGCAGUCACAGGACACAAAUUAAUUAGAUUAAUUAGACUGAUAGGUAUAAAGAGUACCUCCUCCCCUAACACCACAGUCCAAUUAUAAAGCUGAAAAAAAAGAGUGGGCGGGAACCCUGAUGCUGUCAUGAGAAAUAUGUCAUGUCAUAAAUUUUCUCUACUCCUGGCUAAUCAUGGCAGUAUCACUUAUGGGUAAUACUCAAACUUACAGAAAUAUAGGGUGGGAAUAAAGAAACCGAGAAAAAUACACUAUACACAGACACUCAUGCUGCAAAGAAAUCUAUCAGUGGGAUAAAGAAACCGUAGACAGAACACUAUUCCCAAAGGAGGUGGAAGAAGAGGCUACGUCCAGUUUGUAGUGUUUUAUGAAUGUCAUCGGGGAAGACCAGGUGACUGCUCUGCAAAUAUCAUCGUAUCGAACCUCUGCCCAAUUAGUCCAUGAAGUUGACAAUGCUCUGGUAGAAUGUGUUCUUAUCUUGAUUGGAGGAGACUGACCUUUAGAGACAUGCGCUUUCCUGAUUAUUAGCGAAAUUCAACGUAGAUAAAGAAGCUGCCUCUCCUCUUCUCGUUCUUGAAGGUAGAACAAAGAGUUGAAACUGAGAUACCACCUUAGGAAAAGGUUUUGGUCUCAGACACACCCAAUUGUGAUAGAUUUGUAGGCAGAAAGUCAUGGUAGAAAAGGCUAUAAUCUCUGAAAUUCUUCUUGCGGAAGUAAUAGUCACCAAAAACAAACUCUUGUAAGUCAGAAGGGUAGUAUCCAAAUUUUCAAGAGGAACAAUCAGAUCAUCAGUCAGUGAUUUGAGAACGAGAAAGGUCCCAAGGAGGGAUACCGGCUCUGGAAGGAGGUCUCAACCUUAAAGCUGCCUUGAAGAAUCUUGAGAUCAAAAGAUCCGAAGCUCAUAUGAUUUUGCAUAAUGCUGAAAGAGCCGAGGUCUGAACUCUGAGUGCUGAGGCUAAGGACUUUGUCUGAGUAUUACUGGGUUGCAAGAAGUAGAUGCCCAUUCUCUGAAUAUAUUCCAGAUUCUAUGGUAACACGAGGAAGAAGAACCCUUCCUAGACUGCAAAAGGGUAUUAACCACUGCUUCAGAGAGGCCUAAGUGAUGUAGUCUCUCCUUUCAAGACCCAUACCCCCAGCUUGAGGUGUUGUGGAUGAGGAUGGGAGAUUGGACCUUGACUCAGCAGAUCCUUCAUUUUUGGGAGAAGAGGUCGUUCCUGACUCAACUUGAUUAAGAGAGGAAACCAUGGCCUCUUGGCCAGACUGAGAGAAUAGCAAUAACUUUUUUGCCUUCUGUCCAAACCUUUCGCAGAAAUCUGGGUAUCAUGGGUAGGGGAGGGAACGCAUACCCCAGAUCAAAUGACCGAGGAAAAGAAAAAGCAUCCUGGCCCAUUGCCCGAUUGUCUGGACUGAGAGAGUAGAAUUUCUCUACAUGACAGUUCCUGGAAGUCACCAUCCGGUCGAUCUGGACUAUGUCCCACCGAUUGGCAAUCCAUGAGAAAGCCACUGCGUUCCAGCGCUCGAAAUGAGGAACCUUUGGCUGAAAAGAACAAAAGACCCUAGCGGUCUAAACCAACCCCCUCUCAGGGAAACACAACACAAAGCUACUGCUCAGGUAACCUAACAGAGGAAACAAAGUCCCCAGAGGGCUCCCUCCAAGGGAGGACUCCCUAUACAAGUAUGGAUCCCAAAGAGCUGCCUUAUAAGAGGGGAUUUUUGUCCCCAAUUUAUUGGGGUAAUGCACAAGGGGAAUUUUUAAGGUGGUCCAACCCUCCACCAUUUACCUUGCAGACGUGUUUCCCUCAGAACACCAUAUAUAUCUCACGUAGCAGUUUGGUACUUACACUGAACCUAACCCAGUUAGUCCUGCUCGUGCAAGCGGUUUACUGGGUUCAUCAAAUGAAGAGAGGCUGAACUUCAUUUGGAAAGAACCCACGACAAACGCAGGAAGGUGGCCAAAAAAAGAACAGUGUUUUUUUAAGUCCAGUAGAAUCAGCUAAGGACAGGAAAAAAGACUGUGGUGUAAGGAGAGGAGGGACUCUUUAUACCAAUCAGUCUAAUUAACCUAAUGCCUGUCCUGUGACUGCUAAGGGUGGAGCUACCCAUAAGUUAUGCUGCCAUGAUUAACCAGGAAAGAGGAAAUUCUAAGUAAUGAGUUUUUCCCUUGUGCAGCUUACACGCCUCAAGAAAUCGUGGGUGGUAUCUCUGACUCUGAGAUUCUCCUGCCUGAGCUGCUGAAGAAAGCUGGAUAUGUGAAUAAGAUCAUUGGCAAAUGGUAAGUCAUUAGUAGGAUCCGUACACAUUUAAAAUCACUUCCUUCUUUGAGGUUAACAUGAUACAGAAUGAGGUGACUGCUAAGCUCUCUUCCACUAGGGAGAGCAUCAAGGCACAGCUGCAUCUCUUAAGAAUUAGGAAAAUUUGCAUAAUAUCACUACACCUAUGCUGCUGCUUAAUUAACUGCUUCAGACCCACUCCUGCGUAUGCGCCUGCAGCUCUUUGUCCCAGGUGCACGGCACAGGAAAUCUCUUAUCGUUGUUCAAUUAUCCUACGAUACAACAUUUUAACUAUUCACAUUAGACUGGUAUAUGAGGGUUGAUCAAUGAGCAUCACUGAUAAUGCCCAAGAGGUGCAAAGGGUCAUACCAGUCCCAGCAAUUUGGGCUAUCUGUACUUAAAACUGGAAAAGAGAGAAAUGCUAUGCUCUAUGAGAAGCCUGUGAUUGGACCACUCACGGCCCCAGUGACAUCUCUAUAAAUCGAUAGAGGGGGACCUGCUCCACAGUACCCAAUAGGGCAUAUUACACCAGAAAGGGAUAAUGGUAACCCUUUAAGGUCUACUCUGCUGUGUUUCUUUACACAGGUUGAUCUCUCAUGUUACUGCUGAGACCUACAUGGGUACCCUACUACAGGUGCUUGUCGAAGUAAUGAGUCUUAUUGGACCUUGAGCGCCCAGCACUGCCAUUGAGAUCCCAUCAUAGACCAUAAAGAAAGAUGAUGAAUGGAUGUUGAUUUAUUUAAUUUUUUUCUGGAUUUUCAACCCUGAGUCAUUGUGUUACUUUUUGUCUCUGUCGUGUGACCCACAGAGCAUUCUUCCAUCUCUUAGCUGCCAGGACAACCCUGAGAGCUAAGCUUUUGCUUCUGCAGACAGGUUUCACAGCUCUUACCCUCUUACCUGCCUGGUGGGACAGAAGCCUGAGGCUCCAAAGGCCUUCGAAGUGCAACUUUUAUUUUGUGGCCCUCCAACCUUUUGGAUCUUGGUCAUCUAAAAACAAAGUACCAGGUCAGCCUCUGUCUUUGCCCCAUUCUCAGGCAUUCCACUUAUGCAUGUGCUUUGGUUCCGUCAAACUCCACAGUCAUCUCAACAAUUAUUCGUGGAUGUUUGUUAGUAAAACUGCUUUUUGUUUUUUGUUUUUUUCAGGCAUUUGGGCCACCAACCCAAGUUCCAUCCCCUUAAACGAGGAUUCGAUGAGUGGUUUGGAUCGCCCAACUGUCACUUUGGACCUUACAAUGACAAAGAUAUCCCCAAUAUACCAUUAUAUAAAGACUGGGACAUGGUUGGCAGGUAUUGUACCUACGCUAAGAUGCAAAACAAUUUCUUACAGCACCAAUGGUUUCAAACAUUGAGAUCUUUAAAUCUUGGUGACGUGGGCAUGCUUUGGCCUUAACAUUUUACUGCUGGUGAGUGAUGUUUUGGAGCACAGUAUAUAUGUGAGGCUAACUAAAAUGUUCUCUUUUUUUUUUUUUUUAAGAUACUAUGAAGAUUUUAUUAUCAACCACAAAACUGGAGAGUCCAAUCUAACUCAGUUUUACUUACAGGUAAAACAUUGGAAUAAUCUGCAACAUGAAAAGAAUCAAGGUUCAAAUGGGGUCUGACGUGUAAAAGUAAAGAGAGAAUCUUUGUUAGCUGCACUUUUUAUAUUUUCUUGAUUUUUAUCAGGCCAUUAAUCAUUAUCCCACAAGACUCAAGAUUAGGGCAACAGUAUUUUAUAUUUUAAUAAUGUUUACAUAACUUAAUGCAGGUGCUAUUUAUAGUGUCAGGUAUCCAGUUCCAAAACCGGUAUAAUGUCAUUAUUAUUCACUGCAUGUACCAAUAUUUGUUCAUCUACAAGUAAAAAAAAAAAAUCCCAGUGACCCCUGCUAAAUUUGCCUCAUUAAUUUGUAACUCCAGAGGCAGUUAGAUUUGCCUCUAGAUCAAUAUUAUAUUAUUACCAUGUUAUGAUUUUUACAUCUAUAUAAACAUGCUUGAAAAUCCCCCAUCAUGAAAAUAAAUGUUGCAUAUAGAGUUAUCUUGUGUUCUCUAGAAUAAACGGUCAUUUUAAAUUCAAUGUCAUAAUCAUUAUGUCUUAAAUCACAGGAAGCGCUCGAUUUCAUUAGCAGGAAGAGGAAUACUCAGCAGCCGUUCUUUCUAUACUGGGCCAUAGAUGCUACUCAUGCUCCUGUCUAUGCAUCCAAACCCUUCCUGGGAACCAGCCGCCGAGGACUGUACGCGUUCUUCAUAUUCUAUCAUGUAGUGUUUGUUUCAGCAUUCUGCUAUACAAUAUUCUACUGUUAUGUCUUGAUUUCAUUGCAAUAUUUGAUCGUACUGUGAUUUCUUGGUUUGAUUGUAUUGAAUUACUGCAAAUUUGGCUCUUGUUAUCCUUGUAUGUUGUGAUUUUACUGUAAUCUCUUGGUUUUGUUUUUGGUGUGAUUGCACUGUGAUAUUUUGUAUUCACUGUGAUCUCUUGGUGUGAUUGCACUGUGAUAUUUUUCUAUUUAUUGUACUGUGUGAUUGCCCGGUGAGCUCUUUGCUGUGAUUUCCCAGAUACGGAGAUGCAGUACGUGAGAUUGAUUUUAGCAUCGGAAAGAUCCUUGGGACGCUAAUGCAAACUGGCAUAGCUAACAACACCUUUGUCUUCUUCACAUCUGACAAUGGGGCAGCACUUAUCUCUGCCCCAAACCAAGGUGAGCAAAAAAAAGAAACCACAUUUAAACCUGUCAAUGGUAAUUCCAAGAAAUUCUAACCAUUACCUCUAUGUUUGAUCCCUGUGUAAGACAGGUCAUUCCCCCCUAAGACAGCAUGCUCUCUUUCUUAGUUCACUCCCAUGUGAUUCCCCUGCAGGUGGUAGCAAUGGCCCCUUCCUGUGUGGAAAGCAGACAACAUUCGAGGGUGGCCUGAGGGUGCCAGGCAUUGCGUGGUGGCCAACACACGUGACUGCUGGUCAGGUGAGAGAAUAUUUGAAAUCUACUACACAAUCGCUUAUUCUUACAGAUUAUAUAUAAAUACAUAUUAGUCUAUUAAAUAAAGUCAAUUGAUUAUUACAAUGAAAUCAGGAUGUGUUCUUCUUGAUUUUAAGACCAAAUAAUUCUUGUCAGCUAAAGGUUUUCAAUAGCUGAGGAUCUACAUUUUCGCUAAAUGUAUUUUAGAACUCUUUCGGUUGGGUAUUUCUGGUGAUAGAAUAUAUUUGUGUAACAUUUAUCAUACAGAAAGUGAUUGAGCUAUUUAAUACUGUUCCCAGGCAGUGAGUGAGUGAGCUAUGUACUGCCAGCCCCAGGCAGUGAGUGAGUGAGUGAGCUAUGUACUGCUAGUCCCAGGCAGUGAGUGAGUGAGCAAUGUUCUGCUAGUCCCAGGCAGUGAGUGAGUGAGCUAUGUACUGCUAGUCCCAGUCACAGAGUGAGUGAGCUAUGUAAUGCUAGUCCCAGGCAGUGAGUGAGUGAGCAUGUACUGCUAGUCCCAGGCAGUGAGUGAGUGAGCUAUGUAAUGCUAGUCCCAGGCAGUGAGUGAGCUAUGUACUGCUAGUCCCAGGCAGUGAGUGAGUGAGCUAUGUACUGCCAGUCCCAGGCAGUGAGUGAGUGAGCUAUGUUCUGCUAUCCCAGGCAGUGAGUGAGCUGUGUACUGCUAGUCCCAGGCAGUGAGUGAGCUAUGUACUGCUAGUCCCAGGCAGUGAGUGAGCUAUGAACUGCUAGUCCCAGGCAGUGAGUGAGCUAUGAACUGCUAGUCCCAGGCAGUGAGUGAGCUAUGAACUGCUAGUCCCAGGCAGUGAGUGAGUGAGCUAUGUAAUGCUAGUCCCAGGCAGUGAGUGAGUGAGCUAUGUAAUGCUAGUCCCAGGCAGUGAGUGAGUGAGCUAUGUACUGCUAGUCCCAGGCAGUGAGUGAGUGAGCUAUGUAAUGCUAGUCCCAGGCAGUGAGUGAGUGAGCUAUGUACUGCUAGUCCCAGGCAGUGAGUGAGUGAGCUAUGUAAUGCUAGUCCCAGGCAGUGAGUGAGUGAGCUAUGUUCUGCUAGUCCCAGGCAGUGAGUGAGUGAGCUAUGUUCUAUGCUAGUCCCAGGCAGUGAGUGAGCUAUGUACUGCUAGUCCCAGUCAGAGAGUGAGUGAGCUAUGUACUGCUAGUCCCAGGCAGUGAGUGAGUGAGCUAUGUUCUGCUAGUCCCAGGCAGUGAGUGAGUGAGCUAUGUACUGCUAGUCCCAGGCAGUGAGUGAGUGAGCUAUGCACUGCCAGUCCCAGGCAGUGAGUGAGCUAUGUACUGCUAGUCCCAGUCAGUGAGUGAGCUAUGUACUGCUAGUCCCAGUCAGUGAGUGAGCUAUGUACUGCUAGUCCCAGGCAGUGAGUGAGCUAUGUACUGCUAGUCCCAGUCAGUGAGUGAGUGAGCUAUGUACUGCUAGUCCAGGCAGUGAGUGAGCUAUGACUGCUAGUCCCAGUCAGUGAGUGAGCUAUGUACUGCUAGUCCCAGUCAGUGAGUGAGUGAGCUAUGUACUGCUAGUCCCAGGCAGUGAGUGAGCUAUGUACUGCUAGUUCCAGACAGUGAGUGAGUGAGCAAUGUACUGCUAGUCCCAGACAGUGAGUGAGUGAGCUAUGUUCUGCUAGUCCCAGGCAGUGAGUGAGCUAUGUACUGCUGGGUCUAAGCAGUGAAGAAUAAGAACCAGUUUCUUUGUGCCUGUAUCACAGUGGAAGUAAAAAGCAGAAGGAGCUCCUGGGCAGACUAGCGUGCCUGUGUCUCAGUGAUAGUAUCCAUAUCUGAUUGUCUGCUAUAAUUUAUUCCUUCCGAUACAGACGGCUCCUUUCUAAACCAUCUCCAUAAAGUGAAAAAGAAAAGGUGUUUUUAUAGAAUAAAUGUUAUCUGCUUCCGUCUGCAUGCACGCUUUGCAUUAUGUCAGCGUAUUCCUCCUGUGGAUACAGUGCAGAGAUCAGACCUGUCGUCCCUGGCUGAUAUCAGUGUGGCGAAUCUCUAGCCUUGUGUGAGGACAGACUGAUUGCGCCUCCUCUGUCUGGAAUACACUGCGUGCUCUAUACUGUCUGCUCGUCCUCUGAAUGCCAGACUAACUCUCUACAUCACUGUCCAAGGUGAUCAGAGGGGUCGGGAAAUGUUGAAUUUUUUAUCCCAUUUUUUUAAAACUUGCUCAUAUUUAAUAAAUGUAUACAAGGGUUAAUGACGGUGAUCACAUCCAUUCAGAUCCUUAGGGAUAAAAGGCAAAAUCUACCAGCUAAUGAUCCCAUCUAAUAAAUGAUCAAAUAAUUUGAGUUGUUUUUAAAUAAUUUACUUUAUUAAGUGAGAAAUCAAAAAGCAUCUUAUGCUACCUUUCAAAUCGCUAAUAUUUCACAAGGCUCCACUGUUUAAGCAUAUAGGCUUUAUUUAUUAAAGGGAGAAUUCAAAGUGAAAUUUACAUUUCAGGCCAGAUUAGCCGAACUGAAAGCGUAGCUGACUUAGAGAAUUUUUCCAGUUUGGCUAUUUUGGCCUUAAAUUUGAAAUUUACUUUGUAUUCCCCUUUAAAUCUGACUUUAGUUAAUAACUCUGUUAAUGUCUUCGCAGUCCUGACGUGUUAUCACCCGCCGCUGGUUUUAUUCACUAAACAGCGACCUGUAGUGAAUUGAAAAUAUUAUUGCUACACUUAGGCUGAAAUAUCCGAUCUGUGAAUAUAGCUGAAUUGGGGAAUAACGGGGAUUUACCUAAAAUUAAAUAGCACAAGCAAUCACCUUGUUUAUUGUGCAGGAUUAAAUAAUUUAAAGCAAAACAAACAAAAAUUGUUGUUACAAAUUUGGCCGAUCUGUUUCCAAAGAGUUAGAGGAACUCCAAAAGACUCCUAGUACCUAGCUAAUUAAAUAUUUAUUCCUUCUGGAAAUUUUCCAAAUGUGCCAACUGAGUGGUAUUUUAAGUCCCCUCUACAGGCUGGAUGGGAAUAUUUUUUUCAUAAGGUCAGCCAUUCACCAUAAAAGGGGCACAUAGUGGGUUAAUAAAUCCCAUCUGUUUAUAUCAGCGGAUCUAAUGACCUUCCAGGAGGACACAGCAGACAGCAUGUCAUUUUAGCUGCAUUCUAUGUGUUUCUAGAGCUCUUACUAGAUUGCAAGCUCUUUACUGCCUCCUACAUGCUGUCCUACUGAUAUAACUAUCAGUUGCUUGAUACCCCGUAAACACUCCAUGUCCAAUGUGUUUCUGCCCUAUAGAUCAGCUACCAGCUGGGCAACGUUAUGGAUCUGUUCACCACCAGUCUGUCCCUGGCAGGACUGGAUCCUCCUGGCGAUAGAACAAUUGAUGGCCUUGACCUGUCUGCAGUCCUCCUGGAGAGCAAGGUGAUGGACAGGUGAGGCUUACUGCUCUAUAGACUGCUCCUGCCAUCUGCUCUAUACAGUGAGGCAUCCAAGGGGGCAUUAUGGCUAACUAGAAGACCUGAGUAAAAUUGCAGGGUUUUUUGUGUUUUAUUUUUUUUCCCCACAAUCUUUAUUUGUUAGAUUUUGACAGAGCGAUACAGUACAAUUUUAACAGAAACAGACAAAAUGUGAUCAAGGCAGACAAUACAAACAUGUCAGUUGAGACACAUACAACGUGAUUCUCGCAGGGUAAGUAUUCCUCAUAAUCUACAAAAUACACAAUCCAGCGCACUUGCUUAUUCACUAAACAAUAAUUUCAUAUCUCACAAAAAAAUAAUAGGGGUUGGGGCGGAGCCUAACCACAGAGCCGAAUGGACGCUGCUCUCCACGGCUCCCAAGUAUCACCGAGCAAUCUGCCACACAUCUCAGGUACGGGGGACCAUCGGCCUGUGAGACCCACAGCUCCAGGGCUACCCACCAAUUCCCUUUUUAUAUACAAACUCAGGCAAAAAAGGCAUCCGCAAAUCUCGGGCCUACCUCGCCCUCCAGCCAGCAUCACAACUGCCAGCGUUGUCCUUCCCGAGCCCCGAGGACUGGUAUAGCCUGGGGGCCGACUACCAGCAACGAAAUGGGGAGGCGAUCACAAAAGCCACAACAAGCUGCACCCAGGGACUCACAAGACAUAGGGGCCCUACUACAGCGCACUGAAGGCCACAAAAUGGCGGCCGACCAGGAGACUGGCUCCACAGGGACAGAACAGCAGACACAAGAACGCAGAGUAGACCGGAGAUCUGAAUCCCCCAGCAGCCCACCAACAGAAAGGGAUGACUCCGCCCCAGCCACUAAAAACGAUAUCCGACUCUUGCUACAAGAAAUGAAGCAGAUGUUCGAUGUUGAUUUAAACCUAAUGCGCACAGAAAUGCAUGCAGUGACAGCACGAGUACAGGCCUCUGAAGAGGACAUACUAGACCUCAGACAAGAGGUAAAAAGUAUGGGAGAUACCCUGAAACACUUACAGUCGGCGAACACAGUGCUCUAAAACGCUCUGGACGCCAUGGAAGACCGCAGUAGGCGCACACAUAUUAAGAUGUCUUUUUCCAAGACAUUACGCGGAAAACCCUACUCUGGAGAAAGUCCUUGAACAACGUAACGGAACAACUGCAGAAAGGGAAAGUGGAGUACAGAUGGCUGCUGCCGAGAACCUUGGCGGUCAUCAGCGGAACGGAGGUCCUAAGACUCACCUCACUCUCAGAGGCCCCUGCGCUCCUCCAAAAACUGGGACUGACACAGAACACCUCAACGCCGGGCACAACAACAGCCCCCCACUCAUGGGACCCAGGGAGAACUGUUCCAUUCUUUCCCAGGGGCAACAGGAGACAGCGACCUGAACACCACAUAAAAUGUAUACCACAAAUUUCCAUGCUCUGCUGUUCUCUUCUCUAAGUUCACCCUACUACUCUCUCUGCACCCCAAGUUUGACUAAGGCCACCCCCUACAAAGACCGAGAUGUACACCCUCCCCCCCACCCCCGUGACCCCCUUUGGUUAGGGGUCGACACUACCCACUGUACCACGCGUAGCAUACCCGACACACAACCUACACCAAAGCACUGACAGAAACGCAUGACCCACACCGAGGCAUACACGCCACCAUAAAAGGGGAUAAACGACAACUUAACCACCUUAUGCCUCCCCCAAACUGCCAAGGAAGGUGCUAAUCAACCAUUUACAAGACUCUACUACCAUACACACACUCGAAAUAUUCACCCACACCCAGACCACCCUAUGGGUACCAAUAGCAUGGGCACACUUGACACACAAGAAAAAAGAAAAUGUACAGACGCAUUUCCACUAUGUUCUCCCUGACCACAUAGGCACAAGCUAACUCCUUCGACCAUUGAACAGAAAGACAAACACAACAUAACUGCUACCUACUCUUAGUUCCUAUCAAUAUGCACCUGUAAACGUAUUGCCUAACUUUGAACAAAGCUAUUAACAAUGCCGAUUGCCAAUUUGUCUAUGCUGAUAAGGCAAUGCAAGUAUGUAAGUCACAUAACUGAAUGCACUGAAAAUAAAGAAUAAAAAAAAAAAAUAUAUAUAUAUAUAUAUAUAUUAAUAAUAAUAAUAAUAGGGGUUUAGUAUCCUGGAAUGAGGCACCUGUGAAAAAACCAAGGAGUUGUCCUGGCCUCCUAAAUAUAUAAACCUGAACAUGCAUACAUUAUAGAGUGCUGCUGGGGCCAAUAUAUACAAAAUACACAAUCCAGGCCAACUCCUUGGUAUUGUGGCAGGCUUAUGCAAUACAUGAUCAUAUAAUGUAACUAAACCCCCAUUAUUUUCUGCCUAGGUGAGGUAAGUUACAGCUCUCUGCCAGCCCCCUUCCUACACAGUGCACACCACUGGACCACCAGGGAAUGAGAGCCCCCCUCCCUGGCCAGCUAACAAGCAGGGAGGGGGAACGAAAAUAAAUAUAAAUAAAGAUUUAAAUAAUAAUAAAAUAAUAUAAUUUUUUUUUAAAUUAAUAUUAAAAUAAUAAUUUAAAAAAUUAAUAAAAAUGCCCACCCCCACCAAGGCUCUGCAUCACACACACACACACACUGCAUUCAUGCACUCAUACACACACACACACUGCACUCAUACACACACACACACACACACCGCAUUCAUACAAACACUCUGCAUUAUAUACACACACACUGCAUGCAUACACAUACACAUACACACUGCACUCAUACACACACACUGCACUCAUACACACACACUGCAUUAUAUCCACACACACACUGACAGUCAUACACACACCACAUUCAUACAAACACACUGCAUUAUAUAUACACACACUGUAAAUAAAUAUUCCAUUAAUAUAAUUUUUUGGGGAUCUAAUUUUAUUUAGAAAUUUACCAGUAGCUGCUGCAUUUCCCACCCUAGUCUUAUACUCAAGUCAGUAAGUUUUCACAGUUUUUUGGGGUAAAAUUAGGGGUCUCGACUUAUAUUCGGGUCGACUUAUACUCCAGUAUAUACGGUAUUUUUGGCUAUCCCCAGGAUUGUGUGUAUAGAAUUGUAUACGUAUGUUCUGUCUUUUCUAUAGCUGUUUGUUCUAAGAUUUGUGUGUGAAGUCAGCAGCUCUGCAGAGUUUGUUGCUGCCUGUCUACUGAGCUGUGUUUAUCUUGGUUCACACAGGCCAAUAUUCUAUUACCGGGGCAAUGAGCUGAUGGCAGUCAGACUAGGCCUGUACAAGGCUCAUUACUGGACAUGGAGUAACUCUUGGGAGGAGCUGUCACAGGUAAGUACUAACCUUUUCUGCUGAGAUUUGGCUGCUGUAGAUCUUGCCUAGCAAACUAUUUAUGGGUCGGGAUGUAUUUUUGCAUGAAAAUUACUCUUUGUAUUCUCCAAUUGCUUAAAGGGACACUCCACUGCCCAAAUACAAAAUAAAUAAAAAUCACUGUUUAGUGUAUAUACCACCAAUGAAAACAUAAAUGCAUUUAAGUAUGCUUUCUUUUUUAAUUUUAUUUUUUUAUUGGGAUGAAUCUAAAAAUAGUUUGCAACACCUGUAGUUCUCCUGUUUGCUGCCUUUGAAAGCCCUCCCCUUCCAGUCCCACCCAGACUUUCUGUUUCUGUCCAAUCACAGAAUUCCCAAUACAGCCUAAUGAGCAGUCAUUGCAAGGCAGGUGUUCUGGGCAAUUACUGCCUCUUGAGUUUAGCUCUACUGAGCUAACCAAACCAGGAAGUAACAGGACCAGUUGUCUGAUUGAAAGCCAGGGGUUGUAACCACGCUAAUUUAUAAAGUGUCAAUUUCUAUAGAAUCUGCACUUUUUUGCAAAAUGGAGAAAAGGGGAAAAAAAAGACACACUCUUCACACCUAAAACAUUUUAGCUUGCUAAAAUGAUUUAGGGGUCUGGUGUGUCCCUUUAAUCUAGUGUUCUGAACACAUCUGUGCUUCCUAAAAUGGCAUGCUAGUGUCAUUGAUUCAAUAUGGCUACCUCUAGUGCUGCAUAGGUUGUAUCUUGUACGCAGUAUGUUAAUGCACCAAUUGUGGUACCCUGUGUCAAACCACAGGGAUGUACAUUGUUUUCCUGGCAGGGUUAGAUCUGGCUCUAAUAAAAAACAAUUGCCCCCAUUGCAGAAAAGUACUAUAUAAAAAAUGUUAAUGUAUAUAUUUUAUUUUAAUUAUAAUUAGGCAAACUAUGACAAUCAUGACACAUAAUGAUAUUGUUGACCUCAAGACGUUUAUCAUUUUAUAUUUCUGUAUAGAAAUUUUUCCUUUUUCGUGUUAACACAUAAAUCAUAGUCCCAAAUGUCUAAAUAAGGGAUUUUCCAUUUCCGAAGCUGUGGAUUAGGAUCCAGAGCACGGAUGAUGUAAUCUGAGGUUUUUGCAAAAAUAGAAAUCAAUCCAGCUGUUCCCUAUGAGCAAACUGUACUCCAUAAUGAUAAUGAGUAUAUAGAUCUAAUGUACAUUCACACCCUGCUAAUCCAGACUUGUCAAUAGGCAGCUCGGGGCUCCAAGUGACCCUUACUGUGACUGUCCUUUAACGUGUUAACUUCUCUCAAUACUUACAGCUCUGUGUCCUGACAUCCUUUGAAUAUAAACUGUACAUGUAGCUUGGACAUAUACUGUUAGUCUGGUGGCAGAGGCACUUUAAUUAAAAAAUGUAAUAUAACCACUUUAAGGGCAAAUGUUUGAGUGACAUUAUCCCUUUAUUUCAUAAAAAUAAGGAUCAGUACUUCUAAAGUACAUCAAAGCUAAAUGCUAAUCAUAUAAAACGUAAUACAACAUUCCCUAAAUCUAUGUAUAAUAUAUGUGCGCAAUUGUUGCCAUGUGUUUGUCCUCUGUAUUUGUUGAUUGUAAGACUCAAACCACCCUGUGUAUAGGUUACAGCAAGUGAGGCAGAUUGAAAUAUAAAUGCAAGAUCACCUCCUGGAGACUUGUUUUUAUUCAAUAUAUAUAAAUACAGCCGUACAGAUAGUCUGCCAGAACCUUGCUGUUGUACAAGACUCUUAAAGUCCAUUAGUACUUAGAUGGCUGAUGGGUAGAUCUCUAACUGUUGUCAAACUACAGCUGGCAUGAUACCUUGCCAGCCUUAAGUCUGGUAAAGCAUCAUGGGACGUGCAGUCCAGCAACAUCUGUGCCACCUCUGCAUCAAAGCAAACUAUUCUAAACCUGCCUAACACAAACUAUCUUGAAAUCCAUUGCAGAGGUUAAAAACCAAACCCUGUAUCAGAUAAAUGGCCCAAACACUGCAAGCAUGGGCGUGCAUUCAUUUGAGGAACACGGCUGACAUCUCACUCAGAGGGCAGCGCAGAUUGUGCUACCCCAGGAAUGCGUGCCCAUCACUCUGCACAGCUGAUUAGGGCCAUUGCAUAAAAUGCUGCAGGGGAUAAUCUCAGAUCUGUCUGGAUAACUCUUUGCACGGACACAGAAUCAAUGAAGCGAUUUAUCUCCAGGGGAUGAAAUGCAAAUCUCAUUUAGACCUGAUUUGCCCCCUCUCAUUCAGGCCAAGGAAAAUAUCGAGCAUCUCCCCCAUCCCCCUCCAGUCCCCCUGUCCCUCCUGAAUUUUAGCUUUGGAAUCUGAAGCUGUGUCUAUGGGAUUCAAGCCCAUUGCAUUUACUGAGAUCUGUGUGUCCUUCUCUCAAGCACCCAUCUGUAAAAUACCAGCCAUUCCCCAGGUUAACCUUCCUCCAGCUGUGAUCAUCUUCUGUCUCCACUUUAAAACUCUUUGUAUUAUUUAGAAUAUAGGCACCUACAAAUCUAGUGUCCAUUUUAUUUUAUUUUUGUAUUAUUUAAAAUAUAAGCACCUAAAAAGUCAUAUAUUUUUCCCCCCAAUAAAAUAUAUAUUUUAUAACUUAGUUUAAACAUCCCACCCCCCAUCCUCUAGCCACAACUAUUAGUCGCAUCAUGUUUUCAGUUAAUGGCUCUAAUAUUAAGGCAAAACUGUCACUUUUCUGGACUUUACAUCUUUUGACUAAAACAUUGAGAAUCACCUAUAACGUAAAUGUCUGUUAGUCCACCCUUUGUACAGCGCUACGGAAUCUGAUGGCGCUAUAUAAAUAAUAAAAUAAUAACUUGCGUUAACCUGGAUUGCAUGUGUUGCUGGUUUUUUUUUUUAUGUAUCUAAAAGAUUUAGCAAGUGACGUCCCAAUCCGGUUCAGUACAGGCACAUAUUUACUAAACACAGCAAUAUAAGUAAAAUGGUAUUAAUAUCCUAUGAAGUGUUCCUCUUGAAGCCGGAAGCUCAGAGUUGAGAGAAUGUAAAAAUGUAAAGCAUGUGCUCCGGGUCCGGUAUUGCUGUAUGAGUACAGGUCCUUGAAGGGGACAAACAAGAAAAAUAGAUUUUUAAUUAGAUGUAUAUUUUAAUAUAUGCUAUUUCACAAAGCUGUAAUUAACAUAACCAUGUUGUUUAACAUAUAUUAGGUUUUUAAUCCAUCCUUUAGACUCUAUUGAUAACAUCAUUAAAAAAAAUAUCAGGGUGCUCCCAGUGGUCCAUACAGUUAGAUUGACUGCUGUAUGUAGAAUAUUUAGGAAUCACAGCAACUAACUAAUGGCAAUUAACUAGGAACAAAUGCCUCCAUAUUGAUUAAACAAAAAGACUAUUACUUUACAGAGCAGCAAAUAUUAAUCAGUUCUACAAUAUAUCAAAAGUUAAAGGACCACUAUAGGAAUCCAGACCACUUAUUCUCCAAGGACUGGUCUGGGUGCAGUGGCCCUGUAGUGGUAGAUACAGCAAAGUUUAUAUUACCGAGUUAAAUACACCUCUAGUGGCUGUCUUCCUUACCGCCACUAGAGGGUGCUGCAGGGGCAAUAACUGAGUUUGACUUGGUUAUGUGACAUUCAGCGUUGAACAUCUUAAAAUGCUAAUCAUAGGGAAACAGUGGGUUUAAUGUUUCCCUAUGAGAAGCAUUUUAUUGGACACUUGCCACUCAUGCACUUCUCAUCCCCAAUGCGCCUCUGCAGGAAAGAUUGGAUGAGAAGAGGUAGAGAUGCCAGUGUGACAUCGCCUUUCAGCGCUGAAAACAAAGUAAGUAUAUUUAAUUAGCAUUUUUCUGUACACAAGGGAGUGGACAGAGGUCACGGUAAGAGUAGGGAACAUGUAUAUUGACAAAAAAACUAAACUUAUUUUCACAACUGGGGGUUCCCUUUAACUUGACAAAUGUGAUGUGAAUGAGUUGUUGAUAAAUAGAACUGUGACAUUUGUGCCAACAUGAUUUGGAUUACAUUACAGACUUGCAUAAUAUUGGAGUAUUGUAUAUAACAAUUAUCUUCUUAGAGAACCCGAUCUAUUAAUGGCAGCUGAUCGCUGGGGCCUUGAUAUAAUCUAUAAAUUAGAUGGGGAGCUAAUUCAUGUGCUUGGUUUCAGGGUAUUGAUUUUUGUCCAGGGCAAAAUAUCACCGGAGUAACGACACACGAUCAAGUGGAGCACAGUAUCAACCCCCUCCUAUUCCACCUUGGGAGAGACCCCGGGGAGAAGUACCCUAUAAGGUGAGUCUAGCCACAAUCCACCACUGGAUGCCAGAGCCGUGACUGAGAGAGUGCUUGUAACCAGUGACAAUGACUGACAGACAGUCUAAUCGAUCCUUACCCUGAAUGCAGGGACUGAUGGCUCAUUGCAAUACAAGGUGACAGUGAUGCAGAUAAAAGCCAGACAGGUAAAGAGGGAGGCAGGAUCUCUGCACAUGGAUUGUCCCUGGCACAUGUGACAUGCAACCAGGCCCCGGGUCCCACAGGUCUUCCUGGCAUCAGGAAUGUGACCUUGGUGUCUUGUAACGCAGCUGCUCCCCGUACCGGAAACGCGAGCAAAUCACCAAAGGGGCAAUUAGAGUAAAUGAAGCGAGCUUUCUGCACACCUGUGCUCGCAGGCCCGGGGGACUGUGCAGGCAGGUUUAAGAAUGAGGUGGGGGGGGGAGGGCAUAAGUAAGUAAAAUGACUCCCAGAGCAGCCGAUGUAUUCUCUAAACACAGUCUUUUCUGCAUUAAAAGUACAUUGCUCUUUUACUCCUCCCUGUACCUCGUUGUUUCGUCUGCCCUGCCAGGUGUGUGACUUUGGCAUUUAAUGGAUUAAUAAAGUGCAAGACCCAAGACUGGCUAGACUCUAGUCUAAGACAAGUGGGUGGCUGUAUUGGCCAGUGUUCUUCCGCAAAGGAAACACAUAUUGGGCUACCCUGAGCAGGUGCAUGCAUUGUUGACCCUUGCAGUGCAGAGGCGCUUGCUGUCGUUUAACACUCUUUCCUCCUGUUUUGUAGCGUUCUGAGUGCAGAGUACCAGGAUGCUGUUAUCAGGAUUUCCUCUGUGGUUAAGCAGCACAGGGACACAAUGAUCCCCGGGGAACCUCAGCUCAAUGUGUGUGACCUGGCUGUCAUGGUGAGUACAUUUGUGUCUCCAGAUGUCACUGGGACAGCAGUUGUUAAAGUCGUGUCUGCAGAAAGGGCCUACGAGAAAAAACACAUAAAUAUAUUAUCAUACCACUGCCUUGUAAAAUAUAAAAAAAAUUGUGAUAAUUAGGGCAGGAAUAAAACAAUCUGGGAGAAGAAUUUGGGGAACACCGGGUUAUGCAAGUACUCGGUUCAGGUAGCUGAGCUGGAAUUAUAAUUGAGUUUGAGUUUCAAUCACAGUUUGAUUAAACCCCAUAACUGCUCCUAGAGAGUUUUACUCCAGAUCUCGUUAGGUCCAAUCAUCGCUCAUAAUUUCAAUGGCCAGAUCUCCUAUUGUGAGCUUUGUCUGUCUGUCAUGCAAGCCAGCAGUCAUUUUGAGCAGCUAUGUCGUUUUACUUUGCAGCAGAGAGAAAGCUAGCUCACUGUCCGUCACAGGAAGACCAUCACAUAAAGAUUGUGUCCAAUUCAUUCACACACUAUUCUUCCCUUCAUUUUUUUAGUUCUUAUUUUGUGCACUUGUCCCAUACGUCCCUCUAGAACAUGGUUAUUCUAAUAAUAAUCCAACACUGAUCUACUUAAAGGGAAAUUAGUGCCAGGAAAACAAUAGAUUUCCUCUCUGUCAAGGCCCCCUCCCGCAGCACUGAAGGGGUUAAUAACCCCCUUCAGUUACUUACCUGGGUUCAGUGCCAAUGUCCCUCGGCGCUGGCUCAACUCCUUCCACGCAAUGGCCGUGCUUACAUUAGGAUCUUUCCUAUGGGGAAAAUCUGACGCUGGAGGUCCUCAUGCAGAGCGGGAGGACGUCCAGCAUCAGGUAAUGGACCAAAAGUCUGUUUCAAUUCCGGAAGUCCCUCUAGUGGCUCUCUGGUAGACAGCCACUAGAGGAGGAGUUAACCCUCAAAGGUAAUUGUUGCAGUUUAUAAAAACUGCAAGGUUAAGGGUGAUGGGAGUUUGCACCGUGACCACUUCAAUGAGGUGAAGUGGUCUGGGUGCCUGAAGUGUCCCUUUAAUUCACUCUGCCCGAAACGCUGGAAGUGACUGGCAAAAGGUCCAUGGGAGUUGUGGCGUACUAAUAGCUGGAGGUCCAGUAUUUAUUUCAAGAACAUAUACUAAGUUGCAAAGCUGUAAUGACUAUAGCUAUUUAGUUUUAAAGAUAGGAUAUUGAAUUCUUAUUAAUUCUCCCUCCAGUGUGAGCUGCUGUGUUCCUGGAAUAUUGUUCAGACAGCAGUCAAUCUAACGUAGCUCUGGCCAGGAACUGUGAGGUAUGUCUGUAGGAGAGGUUGUAGAAGGUAAUAUCUAAAAUAUUCUAAAUUAAAGAAGCUAUGGCCAUUAUGACUUGCAAAGUAGUGUAUAAUAAUAUAUACCAUCAAAACAGAAUUUAUCGUGGUAGUCUCCCUUUAAAUACUCCAGCUCUAGAACAGUCCACCAUCAGAUAUCCAUAUCUAAGCACAGGUGUAUGAAUAAAAAUGGCUGAUUCGAAAACUGACAUACCUGUAUUCAAACAUGCCUGUUCUUUCGUCUCUGUCUGCAAACUUUGUCUGUCGUUGUCCAUGUCUUAUCUAAACUGGCCUUUAGCGCCCUCUCCUGGCAAUAGCUUUUGCUGCUCCGGCAGUUUUAAUAUUAAAUGCCUGUAUAGGAGGAUUGUAUUGAUUAAUGUUCCGUUCUUUGCUAUACAUUAAUAUUGUAGACGUGGCGAUCAAUAAAAUGUUUACUCACUGGCAAGAUGUGGAUUUGACAUCAUGGUCUCCACUUGGGAAUCCCUUCUUACUGCACACUGGCCUCCCAUUUGUCAUUUUAAUUACAAUGUGAAAAGAGAUGAAAAUUAUUACUGUGCUGUACGAUGGAGCACAGAUUGUGUCAUGGGUCAAAGUGCUGUCAGAUGUUACCCUUUAAAGGGAAACUCCACUCCCAGGAAAACAAUCCAUUUUCCUGGCACUGCAGGUCCCCUCUCCCUCCCACCUCCCAACCCAGGUAGCUGAAGUGGUGAAAAUUGCGUCAGCCAGUGGGCGAGACUGAUCCCGCCCGCCGGCUGAGGAAACCUAAUGGGCAUGCGUGGCAAGGCCGCACACGCGCAUUAGGUCUCCCCAUAGGAAAGCAUUGAAAAAGAUUUUCAAUGCUUUCCUAUGGGGAAUUGAGCGACACUGGAGGUCCUCACACAGAGUGAGGACAUCCAGCGACGCUCUAGCAAAGAAAAUCUUUGCUAUGAAUCAGGAAGUGCCCUCUAGUGGCAUUUUCUUUCUUAAAAUAACGGUAUAAACGUAGAGACUUCUUUAUCUUAAAAGGAGUGUUAAGAUUACAAAAUAAAUAUUUUUGUAUUAUAAUACAUUACUAGAAACACACUAGGCACCAUAACCAUUUCAUAUUGUUGAAGUGGUUAUGGCGCCUGGAGUUCCCUGCAGCUUUCCCUCUGUUCAGGGUUAAACCUCUUUUCAUCAGUUUAACACUGAUUGAGGAUCCCGUGACUGCUAAUGCAGAGACUAUUUCACUAGAUAGGGGGCAAGGCUGCUGGUGGCCAGGUACUCUUUUUCAGAUUUAAACCUUUCUAAAACCACUAGGUAGAAGAGAGAUAAGUGCAAUCAAAGGGUGCAUUUGGAUUCCCCAACACAACUCUGCUCCGUUCGCAAAGGUAACGAAGCAGACAAGCGACUGAUGUAUCACGUUUUAGUAGAAUUUCUACCAUUGCAUUGAAAGGCCAUACACCUGGUACCUUCAUGUCCAGUGCUGCCCUGUUUGAUUACAUGAUGUGUCAGGUUUAUGUAGUGCCAGGCAAUGCCAUUGAAAUAACUCCUGAGAGCGUGUGGAAUUGAUAGCUAUAUGAUAAAACCUGCAUCUCCAUGUCAAUACUAUCCUAGAAUUUUUGAUCUAUUUCUAGAGAUUUCGUCUUGCGAAAGAUACAUUAUAAAAAGUUCAGAAACACUCACUAGAAUUACGCAAGGUCUAAUACAUAUUACAGUACACUGAAAUCAAUAAACAUGUAUAGCUUUGAGCAAGGAAGGGGUUGGGCAAGAGUUUUCGUAAAAGCAUGUGCUGUUAGCUUCAACAAGGAGACAUAGGCUUAUGGGCUGCACCAAAAAAUACUUCUUAAAAGAGUUGUAGAGUGCGUAACAGCCUAACAGCAGGGGUGGUAGGAAAUAUUACAUCAGAAUGGUUCAAUAAAUAUUCUAAAUUCACAAGAGGAUGGCUCUCUUUUCAUUUGCCAUUUUUAAAAUCUUUUGUUAAAGGUUUUUAAAUGGGACAUGUUAUUUUUUUUUUAAAAUACAGAAUUAUUGUAAGACGUUUAAUAGUGAACAGAAACAAUAUCCGAUUUAACGGAAACAUCCGGUAUUUUUAAGCUAUGGACUCUGUCUGCCUCACUAAGCAUGUGAGCUAAUCUAUUGGACAGAUCCACGUGGGCUACAUACACUCACAUGAGGAGAUACUGGUUUGUUAUGAGCAGGCUGACUUUGAGACGUAUCUUCAAAUCAUAUCUACACAGUAUUGGUGAAAAGUGCUAUUUGCUCGAGCACACAGUGGUCCAUAUUUGAUGUCCUGCUAUGUUAGGGGCGCGUAAUUCUAAUUUGAUUAUAGCAAUCAUUAUCCUCAAUGGAAAUGUUGUAAAUGAUUCCAUUAUGAGACAGGUUGUAGCGCCAUCUAGUGACCGAAUUGGUGGCCUGAAUCAAACACACUUUUCAGAGAUCAUUUUUGACUAUUGUUUUAAUUUAGUUGUGUUUUUCUAAUGUCUCUUUUCUCUAAAAGGAUAAUGCAGAUUUUAUUGUGACCUUUUCAUGAUUGUUUUAUGUGACAUUCUUCCAAACAUCCACAGUAACCAAAACAGAACUAGGGUUUUCUUUAAUACAGUCAGUGUCAUGCAGGCUUGAUAAAGACUGUUACAGGCCGAAACAUUGCCAGAUCCACAAAUGGCACAAGAAAGCUUUGUGUUGUGAAAUUUCUUUAUUCUUUUAUGCCAUUUUCAUACACAAGCUAUUGGCUCUGUUUAAAAUUCCUGUUCUAAUGGAACAAAAAUUUUCACUCAGUUAACCACUUGAGAGGUCUGAAGCACAGAAAACAUGGUUUUUCACAGAACUGUAUAACUUGGAAAAAAAAAAAACACAUCCUGUAGAUGUUCAAUUUAAUUGGUUUUCAUUUGCUCUGACAGAACUGGUCCCCUCCUGGAUGUGAGAAGUUGGGAAAAUGUCUAACCCCACCAGAGUCUAAGCCCUGGAAGUGUGUCUGGCCUCACUGAUUGAUGGUCUACAUGUGGUCAGGGUGGAGUGAGUAGACACUGAAGCUCUGUGCUACAGGCAAUUAUAACCAAUGCUAUGCUCUCUGAAUUCUCCAGCAAUCAAACUGCAGCUGUAGGGGAGCAAGAAGGACUCCCACAAUUCCAUGUUUAGAAUAUGCAGCCAGCAUUGCUUUGCAUCUCAUGGAUUCUUGGUGGGACACUGGAAAUACGGUCAUGACUGAUGGAAAAGACUGUUGAAUAGACCCGACACCCACAAAAACUGUUACAUAAUUAAAGAACGGUUAUCCAUUCCAGCCACUGUACAGCAAUUCUGCAGAAGUAAAGAACGGUUCUCCAGUCUGUGUAUUGGUUGCAGUUUUCUCCAGGAUGUGGACAACCAGCGUUCUUCUGUAUUCUCUUGAGGAGGUUUUUAAAUAAAAAUAAAAAAUAAUUGAAAACUUU
This is a messenger RNA of Pelobates cultripes (western spadefoot toad), 24310 nucleotides long. The record is from the annotation of a GenBank genome assembly. NCBI's taxonomy places the organism in Eukaryota, Metazoa, Chordata, Amphibia, Anura, Pelobatidae.